This is a messenger RNA of Anolis sagrei ordinatus, 2855 nucleotides long. RefSeq names its product chromosome 9 C15orf61 homolog (gene C9H15orf61). NCBI's taxonomy places the organism in Eukaryota, Metazoa, Chordata, Lepidosauria, Squamata, Anolidae. The record is from RefSeq and is a predicted model, not a curated record.
GCGCAGGCGCAGAAUGCAGGAAGGAAGAGUGGGCGGAAGUUUUGAUCCAGUAGAUACCUGGUGAUGAAGGGGGAAGGUUGAUAAGCAGGCUUUGGCUUCGAUCCUUCCCAUUGAAGGAAGGAGCCUGCAGAAAAGGAGGGUUGUAGUCGAAGAAGGGGGAGUUCAAACCUUUGGGGUGCUUAGGAAGCAGCAGAAGUUACUUUUUGUCGAUUUGGGGAGGGGGAGAAUUGAGAGGAGUGCCUCUCAGAGGAAGGAAAGGCAACUGAAGGAAAGGGGGCCUGAUCAGUUGGGCCUUCCCAGCCACUACUUUGAGAGAAGUCUCUUAGGAAGCAGUAGCAAAAGUUGCUGUUGUUGUUUAUUGUUGUUAUUAUUAUUAUUAUUCUGAGGAAUGCCUCAGGUAGGGCCUUCCCAGUUAGUACUUUGAGGGAAGUCUAUUAGGAAGAAGUAGCGAAAGUUGCUGUUGUUAUUGUUUAUUAUUAUUAUUAUUAUCCUGCGAAAUGCCUCAGGUAGGGCCUUCCCAGUUAGUACUUUGAGAGAAGGAGGUAAUUAAAUAUCUUAGGAAGCAGUAACAAAAGUCACUGUUGUUUACUGUUUAUUAUUACUCUGAGGAAAGCCUCUCAAAGGAAUGAAAGGCAACCAAAAGAAGGAAAGGGGGCUUGAUCUGUACGGCCUUCCUAGCCAGUACUUUGAGAGAAGGUAUUAAGUCUCUUAGGAAGUAGUAGCAAAAAUCACUGAUGUUGUUUAUUGUUUAUUAUUAUUUUUAGGAAAAAGAAAGGCAACUGAAGCGAGAAAAGGCAUUGUUAUCAGACUCUUAGGAAGCAGUAGCCAAAGUCACUGUUGUUUAUUGUUUAUUACUAUUCUUAGGAAGAGGAAAGACAACCGAAGUGACAAAAGGGGUCCUUAUCAGAUUCUUAGGAAGCACUAUUUAUUGUUUAUUAUUGUUCUGAGGAAAGCCUCUCAGAGGAAGGAAAGGCAAAUGAAUGGGGGAAACGAAGUUGUGUCACUAGGGCCUUUCCAUCCAGUACUUUGAGAGAAGGGAGCAAGUUAGUUUCUUAGGAAGUAGUACCAAAGUUGCUGUUGUUGUUUACAGUUUAUUAUUAUUAUUCUGAGGACAGCCUCUCAGAGGAAGAAAAGACAACCCAAGGAGGGGGGGAGGGGGGAGAGAGGGUUUGUAGGACCUUCCCAGUCAGUACUUUGAGGGAAGGGAGUAAUUAGGUCUCUUAUGAAGCAGUAGCAAAAGUCAUUGAUUAUUAUUAUUAUUAUUCUGAGGGAAGUCUCUCAGAGGAAGGAAAGGCAACCGGAGGGUGGAAAUAGAGUUAUAUCAGUAGGGCCUUCCCAGUUAGUAUUUUUAUUAUUAUUCUGAGGAGAACCUCUCAGAGGAGGGAAAGACCACUGCAGGGAGGGAAAGGAGCCUUAUCAGUAGGACCAUCCCAACUAGUAUUUUGAGAGAAGAGGUAAUUAAGUCUCUUAGGAAGCAGUAGCAGAAGUCACUGUUCUUUACUGUUAUUAUUCUGAGGGAAACCUCUCAGAGGAAGGAGAGGUAGCUGAAGAAGGGACAAAGCACAUUUUGUUCUAGUUUUCCAGCCAGUUCCUGGAGAGAAGAGAAGGGGGUACCUCAAAGGGGCCUGUGGGUGCUGUGGCACAUGGGAAAGCAAGGUCAGGUAGGUGGCCUGGCUGUGGCCCUGCAAAAGGCACACCGGGGCCUCCUCCGGCUAUUGUUGCUGCGCCCCGCGAAGGGCCCAGCCAAGCCUCUGGCCUCAGAAGUGCUGACCCGCCACCUGCUGCAGAGAGGGCUUCCCCCUUGGACCUCCUUCUGUGUCAAGUACAGCACUGUGCACAAUGACCAGUUUGGCCUCUCCCACUUCAACUGGGAGGUGAAGGGCACCAACUACCACAUCUUGCGUACCGGCUGUUUCCCCUUCAUCAAGUACCACUGCUCCCGGGCCCCACGUCAGGACCUGGCCGCCCAGGAUCGCUUCUUCACUGCACUCAAGUUGAUCAACCUGGGCAUCCCAACUUUAAUGUAUGGAAUUGGCUCCUGGUUCCUUGCCAGAGUCACAGAGACGGUCCACACGGAGCAUGGCCCAGUCACAAUUUACUUCCUCAACAAAGAAGACGAAGGGGCCAUGUACUAAACAGAGAGAGGCAGAGAGAUCGUACUAUCAUGGCUUAUUACAGCUUGGAUUUUGCCACUUAGAAGUCCAGGUAUCUGGAUGGACUGAUGUUUGUCAUCAGCUCUUAGAAAAACAUUUCUCCAUUCUUCCUUUGGUACCAUUUUGGUUUUCUUUGGGUCUGGCAAUGACAUAGAAGACACAAUGGAGAAAGGACCCAACCUGGGAAAUCACUUGACUCUACUCCAAUCUCCAGAAGUGUGUUCUAGCUCUUAAGGCUGAAAAUAUAUAUAAUGUUGAAAGUGUUUCUCCUUAUCUACUGAUUAUGUGUGUAGUUUGUUCUCACAAAUGAUAUUCCUAGCUAAUUUCUCUCAUAGAAUUUGCAUGUUUCAAAUACAUGUGAUUGUUUUAAGGCUAAUAAAUGGAGUUUCAGAGAGUAUGAAUACAUUUGUUUGCUGUGACUUUAACAUUUUGGCAAAAAAAAUUCUCAUUUGCUGCAUCGAAAUUACUGUUACUCAUUUUUAAAGAGCGAGGCUAUGACAAAAGUGUAUGUAAAUGUAUCUUUUAAGAAUACAUUUGUUUUGAAUGUUGAAUGCCUCCAAUGCAGUAUCCAGAGAAUAUACACGCUUUGUUUAAAAGCAGCUAUAAACCAACCUGUAAUCAAGGAAGGAAAGAAGCAACUUGGUGUCUUUGGUGCUAAGGAAUAUUUCUAACACAAGUUAAAUAAAUAGUUUAGACAGUGGA